Sycon ciliatum is the source of this 2913-nucleotide messenger RNA. RefSeq names its product DNA replication factor Cdt1-like. The coding region runs from base 110 to 1990 and encodes 626 amino acids. Gene Ontology annotation, molecular function: DNA polymerase binding; DNA binding. Gene Ontology annotation, biological process: DNA replication preinitiation complex assembly; regulation of DNA-templated DNA replication initiation; DNA replication checkpoint signaling. Gene Ontology annotation, cellular component: nucleus. NCBI's taxonomy places the organism in Eukaryota, Metazoa, Porifera, Calcarea, Leucosolenida, Sycettidae. The transcript is spliced from 14 exons. The record is from RefSeq and is a predicted model, not a curated record.
UUACUUUUGAAAUCGCAUGUUCAUUUCAUUUCUUUGGCCAUUUGCAGGGGGAGUGAGCUAGAUUGUUGUUGAACUUGGAUGGGUAGAUUGUGUCAAUUGAUUAGUAGUUAUGUCCAACCAGGCCAAAGUCACCUCGUACUACACGCGCAAGAGGAAAGCUCGAGACGAGCCUGAACCGGCGGCGAAAAGAAAACGAGUUGAUACGGAGCAGGGGAGAACUCGUCUCAGCGAUGUAACCACUUUAGAGGCACCUAGGAUAGUAACGGCGCGCAAGAACAGGAGCAAGGCAAGUGAAACCCUUGACCGGCUGUUCAGCGAGCCAGAACUAAGUAAAUCCGAGGAGCCUGCGCCUUCACCAUGUGAGCUAUUCGCCCCAAAAGUGGCGUAUCAUGGCCGUGCCAGGAGGAAUGUGGGCAGCGUGCUCUCGCUGGCAAACAAUGCCCGGACAAAGACCUCUCUGAAAGAGGCCAACCGCGACUGGUGUCGGCAGCCAUCGGAAGAGCCCGUAAAGCCGUCAGCUCCCAGCGACGAUGUGGCGCCGCUGUCUGCCGCAUCGCGAUUCGCAUCCCUCGCCGCACCCAUGUCGCUCACUGCGAGGGGGUCGCGACAAGCCGAGAACGCCGUCCGUAGCUCUGCUCCGAAGCAGUCUGCCGCCGUGCCAGUUCAAACGAAGGGGCAGGCGUCCAUCAGUUUGUCGUCGACCAAUGACGAUCUGCUGCCGUCCACUCGCCUGCAGCGCUUGGCUGAGCCGAUCAAGUUCUCGUCCGAAGCUGCUGCGCCGUCCGCAGCCAAGCUGAGCACGAUGCUGCCCCUGCCCAUCCAUUUCAAGCGUCUGCAGGAGAAGAUGGAGGCGACUGACAACCUGCUGUGCUUGCGGCGCCAGUACGGCGGCUCGUUCACCCAGGUCAAGGAGGGCGUGCAGCGCAUGACGCGGAAGGAGUACACUGUGAAUGACGUGGCACGGAUGACCACAGUCCUGCCGCCCGCCUACAUCCUCACGCAGGAGAAAGUCGAAAAGGACUAUGAGCUCCACAUCAAACUGAACAGCGCGUGGAAAGAGGACCUGAAGCGCGGUCGUGGCACAUCGUCUGCGCUAACACUGCCCUCUGGCACGAAGGAGGUGAUCCAGUUGAAGACCGAGCGGAAGGAGGCUUUCCGGGAACGUCUUCUCUCGCGUGUUCACGAGGAGCAUCAGAGUUUCCUGGGAGAGCUCAGCAUCAAGCAUGACGACAGUAAGCAGUUGACGCACUGGCAUCCAAAGUUCAAGCUCGACUCCGCAUCGCAAGUUCCAUGUGCAGAGCUGCCCGAGCCACCGACGUCCAAACUUUGUUCAUCGGCAAGUGAAGUGCUGCAGUUGGCGUCGGUCAAAUCGGAGAAGGUGGCUCGGGCACUGGAGGCUGUAGCUGCAGCAUCGACGGCGGCCAAGGAAUCACCCGCCCUCACUUCACCUGCGGCGCCAAAACCCAACCCUGUGGCGAUCAAGUCUACGCUAACGCCACCACCAACACCGCAGUCCAGCGAAACUAAAGCGAAGGAGAUGAGCAUGAAGGGUAUUCCUUCGUCGCUGCUUGAAAAGAUUCGCAAGCGAGAGGCCGAGAAUGCCAUGAUGGCGAUGACGUGCCCCGUGGACCGCGAGAAGGAAGUUCAGAUGUGGGACAAGCUACCGGAGCUGUGCCGCGUCAUGUGCAGCGUGUUCAUUGGCGAGCGACGCGAUGUUCUCGAGCUCGGCGCCGUGGUGAAGGGCCUCAAGCAGAGCAUACCUUCUCUACAAGGAUCGACAAACGCUCAACUUGAGGAGCUCCUUCGCCUGCUAGUAGACAACCUGAAGGCGUGGGUGACGAUCGUGUCCAUGCCGUCGCGGCCUCAGCGGUACGUCAAGCUGGCAAGUAAUGCCAAGGCGCAAGUGAACGCGUUGCUGGAUGCUCUGGCCAAGAAGCGGAGGGAGUUCGACAAUGAACUUCGCUCACAGGCUGCAUCGACGUUGAAGUAGUUCAGCCCCCACGGCUUUCCAUUUUACGUCACGACCACGUAACUUUCCAACGACUCCAACUGAGUGUAGUGAUAUCGUUCCGUUCCACCACCCCCACCACCCCCAAUGGACUAUACUUUCCGUGUUUUUUUACCACUUUAUAAACGCUCCCUGCUCUUUUUCGUGUGCUGAUUCAAUUAUUUAUUUAUUCUACUUAUUCGACGUGUUGUACCUUUUUCCAAUUAUUAUGCUGUUGUUUUUAGUCAGCUUGCCUUUCUGAUGUUUCUUCUCUUUUUCUUUCCAAUUCUGGUUGAGUGCGCAAUAGUCUCUGUGUUCUUCCGAAAACGAAAUAAGCCGUGCCGCCCUCUGCAGUAGCUGGCACAGCAGCUGCCGAAGAUCCGUGUCUGUGAGCGACCGUACCGCGUCGGUUCUGGUGUGCAUGCUGAGUGCAGCUUGACACACCUAACCUUAAAACUAGGACAACACCGUGCCCCUUGGCAGCUAAGUAAGAUGUGCUUAGGUGCACGUGUGAAACCAUGCCCGGCCAUGGAUUUGAACUGGAGUCGUUUCCGACUGUAUGUCUGCAAAUCGUAUUUGCUCUAUGUGUACAUGCCUGGGCAUCUGGGAAUUCUUCUGCCCCCUCCCCUCCAGGAAAGGGAGGGUCUGAGCAGGGGCUCUACUAACCGAUCUCGGGCUAGAACACUGUUAGCGUGCCUGAUUAACUUGUGCACAGCUAUAUCCAGACCAGCACCCUCUCUGCAGAUAUUCCCUUGCACAAAAUGGUGCCGGAUUAUGAAAGGACCACUGUAUAUCAUCAAUAUGACAUAUUUUAUUGUAGUCAUAGUAUUGUAGAUGCUUCCCUGAGUGAGGGGUAGACUAUGAGCUGCAGCAGCAUGCUCAUGUGCCUGGCCGAACUCUCCAUGGACCUAGCAUCUUGAACAAUC